This is a messenger RNA of Cryptomeria japonica (Japanese cedar), 2510 nucleotides long. RefSeq names its product protein OBERON 2. The transcript is spliced from 4 exons. Lineage: Eukaryota; Viridiplantae; Streptophyta; Pinopsida; Cupressales; Cupressaceae. The coding region runs from base 480 to 2132 and encodes 550 amino acids. The record is from RefSeq and is a predicted model, not a curated record.
AAUAAAAACUUUGAAUCAUUAUUACCCUAAAAUCGUACACGCAGAAGACGAAGUGGCACAAAUCAAUUGCUUAAAACCGAGGGUUUCCCUAUCGGAAGAUAGUGGGUUCAAAUCCUCUCAAUAUCGCUAAAAGUUACUGGUUCUUGUCAUACGAUCGACAAGGCAACGUGUGGAAAAGCAAAUUUUCAUCUAGGUAAUUACCAUUUCACUGUAGUCUCUCCAGAAAGCAUAAAUAUUAGUUAUUGUUUAAAUUAACAACUUAUGAAAGCGACUCUGGAAAUAGGAAGCUUAUGAAUUUGAACGCAACAAAUCUUUUACCAGUCUUGUGUUUUAGAAAAACACAAAUUCGGUUUCUCCGCAAGUACUUCUCCUUGCCUGAUUUAAUCUCAUGUCCUAAACAAAUCCGUUCGAAGCCAAGGGAAUUCGAACUCGAGACCUUGGGAAAAUAUAAACAAAGAAUUAAGACCUAGAUUACGACCAUGCCAAACAUGACAAAUGCUUCCGGCGUGUCUGAAAAUACAAUGGCCAUAACUGUAGUAGAGUCCAACGGAACGCCUUCUAAAGCGACUUCCGUUGAAAUCGAAGCUUCUGAGUCGCCGCCUCUUAAAACUGGGAGUGAAACUCUUUUGAAGUAUUUGAAGUGCUUCCGGGAAAUACAAUCGCCGGAAAAUUUACCCGCUGUCUUACCUAAAACGAAAGGCGAAGGCCUGCCGUAUGCUCCAGAAGGGUUCCCCGGACCCGAGGACAAGUGGAUUUGGAAGGUUGGGAAGAGGACGAAUUCCAAAGGCUACUUGAAUGACAGGAUGCUGAUUUUGCCGAAAUCUUUGCAAAAAGGCCAGAAGAAGAUCUUGUUUACCAGCAAGGGCGCCGUGGAAAAGUAUAUGAGGAAAUUCUUUCCAGAGGUCGAUCUGCAGACAUUUUUUGCUUCAUUUGUCUGGCCAAUGCGGCUCGCUGUUCAGCCCAAGAAUAAUGGCGGGGAAGAGAUGAUUGGUUCUUCUGCAAAGCGUCUGAGAAAUUCAGACAUUAGUGUUCAUGGAAGGACACCUGGCAUGAGGGUUUGUAAUGCUGGUAAUGCAAAGUGCUGCUUGGAAACUGGAAAAGGAAAAUUUUCUAAAUCCAUGGAUUGUGACAUAUGCUGUGUUGAGCAUGGCUUUUGCCGUGAAUGCUCUUGUAUUCUUUGUGGCAAGUGUGUUGAUCAUGAUUUGGAUGAGUAUUACUUUAUCCAGUGCCAAGAGAAGCUGAGUGAAGAGUUCAUUUGUGGGCAUGUAGCCCACAUGGAAUGUGCUAUUAUUUGUCAGACAGGAGGAGUUGUGAGGAGUAUUGGUUUAGAUGUUGAGUAUUAUUGUAGGCGCUGCGACAAGAAAACAGAUCUACUGAAGCAUGUUUUAGGUUUGAUUACCACACCAGGAUCUGGCAAAUUGAGGUCAGAUGUUGAAAAAAGUUUGAAUUUAGCUCUACGUCUUAUUCAAGGUACACAGCAGGCGAGGUGCAAAAGCCUUGAGAAUUUUAUACUGAAAGGUGUAAAGAAGCUUCAGAGUGGAGCAGAACUACAAGAUAUCUUUGGGGAUGCCCAAUAUAAUUCAGGGACAGUGAAUGCGGGUGAAAUUUUACAUCAAGCGAAUUCUCCUGUUUGUACCAUUGGCGACAUGAACGAAGGAUCUGAAGUAAUAUCCAAGAGUCUAUUUUCAUCAAGCAUAAGGCGUUCUUGUCGUCUGCAAACAAGAAGUUCUACACCUGAUGUAUUUUCCAAAAAGGAGAGUGCAUAUAUUUUCGAUCAAUUCCAUCAAAAAGAAUCUAUUUCAGAAGAUAUUAGCACAACUUCUGAUUUGCAAAAUAUACCUGCUAAGUUUAGAAUUUUAGAAUUUGAGAACAAGAUUUACCAGGCCCUUAACAUCUUACGACAGUCUCAGGAAAGAGAAUACAAGAUUGCACAAGAGAAACUAUUUGCUCAGAGAGACUUGGUUCUCGCUCUAUUCCAACAAGUGGAUGAGGCAAACAGUAAAUACAAAAAGAAUACCGCUUCCAUUGAAAAAGCUGCUCAGAAAGAACAUGAAAAACUCGUGCAUAUGCUGGGAAUUGCAGAUGGGUUUGGCAGCACCUCAACAGGGUUCCUUAAUGGUUCUUUACAAUGAUAUGAGGGGGUUAUUACAAAUUCUAUAAAUAUGUGUAUUUAUUUUAAUUUUCCUUCCUCCUAGGGAAAAGAAGUUUUGUUCUUGUAUAGAGGCAGCCGUUCUUUUGUUAACAACCUACAUGAAUCAAAAGGGAAUCACAAUGUCAGCAAAUGUUGAUAAGUUUUGAUCCGAUUUUCUUUGCAUGAGCAAAUUUGGAGUAUGCUACUGAAUCAGCAGCAGUUCAGGAUUUGAUAAAUUGUUUAUUCAUUUUCCGGCUAUGAUUGCCGACUUGCUUAUAGGCACUGGACAAUACAAAACCAUUCUUUUGGAUAACUUAAUUAUUUGUCACAUACAUGCUAGUUGCAGUGUUGCAUUCUAUGCAAGUUUACGUGUGUGUUA